CUCCUCUUCAGCUCUCUCCUGUAUCUCAACUUCCACCUCUCUUCCUCUUUUUCUUCUUCUUCCACUUCUUCUUCUUCUUUGGUUCUUCUCUUUCAUAUUGAUAUUGAGAUGGGAGAUGAUAGUGUCAACCUCCCUCCAGGCUUCAGGUUCCGUCCAACAGAUGAAGAGCUUGUAGUUCACUUCCUCUAUCGUAAGGCAUCUCUCUUACCUUGCCAUCCGGAUGUCAUCCCUGAUCUUGAUCUCUAUCCAUACGAUCCAUGGGAACUUGAUGGUAAGGCAUUGCAAGGAGGUAACCAGUGGUAUUUCUUCAGCCGAAGAACUCCGAACAGGGUUUCAACUAAUGGGUAUUGGAAGUCUGUGGGUGUGGAUGAACCUAUAGUUUCAAAUGGUGGAAAGAAAGUGGGAGUGAAAAAAUAUCUUGUAUUCUAUGUCGGCGGUGAAGAACCGGAUGAUGGGAUCAAAACGAAUUGGAUAAUGCAGGAGUAUCGCCUUUUAGAUUGCGGUUCUAGUAGCAGUAGAUCUUCCAAAAGAAAAGGAGCUACAAAACUCGAUUCAAGCAAAUGGGUCCUUUGUCGAGUCUAUGAGAGGAAUAGUGGUUCUCAAGGGGGAUUUGGCGAUGACGACGACGACGAUAGUGUAGAGCUUUCAUGCUUAGAUGAAGUUUUCUUGUCAUUAGAUGAUCUUGAUGAAAUUAGUUUGCCAAAUUAGAUUGAAAAACUAUCAUCUAUAUAUGCAAUUUAAUAUGUGUUUCAAUUUAUGGCCUUAUGAGAGGGGACCUUAUCCAAUUGUAAUAUUAGCAUGUUUCAUGUAUAAGAACCACAAACAUUUUGCAGCAAA
Messenger RNA from Macadamia integrifolia, 837 nucleotides. RefSeq names its product NAC domain-containing protein 104. NCBI's taxonomy places the organism in Eukaryota, Viridiplantae, Streptophyta, Magnoliopsida, Proteales, Proteaceae. The transcript has 3 exons. The coding region runs from base 109 to 708 and encodes 199 amino acids. The record is from RefSeq and is a predicted model, not a curated record. Gene Ontology annotation, molecular function: DNA binding. Gene Ontology annotation, biological process: regulation of DNA-templated transcription; system development.